AUGUGGGGCGUGAGGGCCCAGGUGUUGUUUCGGCUAUGCGGGUUGCGGCCCGCAGGGGUCCCCGGAAGGAGAGUGUUAAGCUGCCAUGCUGCGUCGGAAGAGGGAAACGGUUCGGCGAGGUGUUGGAACUGCGGCAGCCCCGGGCGGGGGGACGGGUUCUUCUGCCACCAGUGCCGAGCGCUGCAGCCGCCGGACCCGACUAGAGACUACUUCAGCCUCAUGGAUUGCAACCGUUCCUUCAGAGUUAACACUACAAAACUCCAGCACAGGUUUCAGCAACUACAGCGUCUUGUCCACCCAGAUUUCUUCAGCCAGAGAUCUCAGACUGAAAAGGACUUCUCAGAGAAGCAUUCAACCCUGGUGAAUGAUGCCUAUAAGACCCUGCUGGCCCCCCUGAGCAGGGGACUAUACCUUCUAAAGCUUCAUGGGAUAGAGAUUCCUAAAGGGACAGAUUAUGAAAUGGAUAGUCAAUUCCUCAUGGAAAUAAUGGAAAUCAAUGAAAAACUUGCAGAAGCUCAAAGUGAAGCUGCCGUGAUAGAAAUUGAAUCCACUAUACAAGCUAAACAGAAAGAAUGUACUGACAACGUGAGCAGAGCUUUUGAACAAGAUAAACAGGCUGCUCCAAGGUAACAGAGUCAAGAUUUAAAAGGAGGUCUGUCUGCAAAGCCUGUGAUCUUAGGAAGAAUGAAACAACGAAGAUUAAGUACCAUCUGAGGAGUUAAGGAGUUCCUGCCAAGAGGUGCCAUUCAUCAGGGCGUGCACCACACCAUAGGCAGGUUUUGACCUAAGGUCCUAUCUCCAAAGCCUGUGCAGGCAGCUUCCCUAGGCCUCAGGAGGGGUCACUCCCUCUGUGGUAACUGUGGAAGAAGAGGAAUAGAAUCCAGACAAGCAAAGAGAAGCUGUCAUGGGCCCCCAAGACCACCCAGAGGUUUAAUGGUUUCCUGGAAGAAUUCAUAGGACCCAGUAUAUGUAGUCCUACUCACAUCUGUUUUGUUUUUUUUGUUGUUGUUGUUGUUGUUUUUUCCCUCCUGGCAAAGAGAAACAUUAUGCUUUCUGAGCCACCAAAGCAGUCAUGCCACCUAGUGCGUUGAAUGGCAAAUAACAAAUGGCUGCAGCCAACUUGGACCUAAGUUUCCUGAGCAAAAAAUUCCUUUGUUCUGCCACUUUGGAGAACAUGUUGGUUAUAUCAGAUGUCAUCGUGAAAAAAUAAAGACAUCAUCUUUUCCUUUCUAGGAAUCACUUCUGGAAAGCCAGGGAGACUCAGAAAUUAAUGGUGAACCUCAAGAGGGAUAAAGGGGCCAGGCAGGAAACACACUAUGACAGUGCUGGAGGUGGACCUGAAAGGAGAGGGCACAGUCUUUGAGGAAUUGGAGAGAAUGUGCCAUCUCCAAACUGGGAACAACAGGGAAAGAAAGACAUUGAUUCAGCUCUGGUAACUGCUUCUAUGUCAAGGUUCUGACACCAUGUCAAUGAUCUCUUGAUCAUUUUUUAAAAAGCUGGAAUUAGGAUCUUUUGGAGGAGGAGUGGCUACCAGAGAUUGAACUCAGGGGUACUUGACCAAUGAGCUAUAUCCCCAGCCCUAUUUUGUAUUUUACUUAGGGACAGGGUCUCACUGAGUUUUUAGUGCCUCGCUUUUGCUGAGGCUGGCUUUGAAAUCAUGAUCCUCCUGCCUCAGCCUCCCAAGCUGAGGCAUUCACCACCAAGCCCAGCUAGAAUUGGGAUUUUUAACAGGAAAUUUCCCUGGGGCUCCCAGAUCACAUGAAAACACUAAGCAAGAAACAGGUAAGUCAGCUAUGGAAGGGGAAGAAGCAAGAUAGCAGACCCAAAAAGAUCUACAAAGAAACUACUAGAGCUAAUAAAUGAAUUCAGCAAAGUGGCAGGAUAUAAAAUCAACACGCAUAAAUCAAAGGCAUUCCUGUAUAUCAGCGAUAAAUCUGAAAUGGAAAUGAGGAAAACCACCCCAUUCACAAUAUCCUCAAAAAAAUAAAAUACUUGGGAAUCAACCUAACAAAAGAGGUGAAAGAUUUAUACAAUGAAAACUACAGAACCCUUGGGGCUGGGGAUGUGGCUCAAGUGGUAGCGUGCUCGCCUGGCAUGCGUGCGGCCCGGGUUCGAUCCUCAGCACCACAUACAAACAAAGAUGUUGUGUCCG
Molecule: messenger RNA, 2152 nt
Organism: Marmota monax (woodchuck)
Lineage: Eukaryota; Metazoa; Chordata; Mammalia; Rodentia; Sciuridae
Gene: Hscb
Product: HscB mitochondrial iron-sulfur cluster cochaperone
Exons: 6
Coding region: 1-630 (209 amino acids)
Biological process (GO): [2Fe-2S] cluster assembly; protein complex oligomerization
Cellular component (GO): mitochondrion
Molecular function (GO): protein-folding chaperone binding; ATPase activator activity
Source: RefSeq, a predicted model, not a curated record